CCCCUAAAAUCUGUGACAUCGUUUUUAAACGACCCCCAAGCAGAGAAUGUUGAACAAAUUAUUAAAAACAAACAUCUCGAAUAUUAAUAAAUUUCGUGAAUUUUCCAUUUCAAAAAUGGCAAAAAGUCGUUUUGAGUAUGUGAAAAGCUUUGAACAAACAGACACAUUGGUGAAAAAUUGUUGGAUAGUGAUACGCGUCGACGGUAAAGGAUUUCAUAAGUUUUGCAAUGCGCAUCAUUUCGCAAAGCCCAACGAUACGCGCGCGCUGAAUCUGAUGAGCCUGGCAGCGGUCCAGGUGAUGCAGGACUUCAACGAAAUUGCGAUCUCGUACGGUCAGAGCGACGAAUAUUCAUUCAUUUUCAAACGAGACAGCAACAUCUACGAUCGACGGAGGGAUAAAUUGGUGAGCUACGUGACCAGCUUAUUCACUUCGGCCUACGUCUUCAACUGGAAGCGCAUGUUCCAGGAUACGGUCCAGUUGAAAUAUCCACCGGUAUUCGAUGGGCGGGCCGUGCUCUAUCCCACCGAUCAGAACCUUCGGGAUUAUUUGAGCUGGCGCCAGGCGGAUGUCCAUAUCAACAAUUUGUACAACACUACUUUUUGGAAUCUGGUUGCUUCUGGUUUAACUAACGCAGAGGCCGAGCAAAAGCUAAGGGGUACGUUAUCCAGUGAUAAGAACGAAAUUUUGUUCUCCGAGUUCAAGAUCAAUUAUAACAACGAGCCCAUAAUGUUUCGGAAGGGAACCAUAUUGCUCAGGAAGAAAGUAGCAGUGACCGACGAUAAAACGCUUUCGUUGAUAGUUCCUUUAUUUGAGGACAUGAUUGGUGACAAUUUCUGGAAAAAUCAUCCAGAGUUGCUAGACAGUACGUUUAAGUUUGAAGACCCUUUCAAACUCGGUGGCGACAUCGAUCACGUUUUAGUUCAAUAUCAAAUUGAAAAGCAUAACAAAAGGAAAGAAGGGAUGAAGCGAAAGAACGAAGAUGUUAUAAAUUGAUCAAUUUAAAGAUCAUUUAAUUAAGUUGCUAAAAGGAAUGAAUCUAUGCCGGGAAAUAUAUUUUAAUUUCUUAUUAGUUAACUAUGAAUUAUCUUAAGAAGGAUUUUUUUCACUUAAAUGAAAUUCAAUGUGCUUUUCAUUUGUUAAUUGAUAAUUAUAAAAACAGAUACCCAUAAAAAUAAAUUAGAAUCGGCAAAAGCUCGAAAAAA
Molecule: messenger RNA, 1203 nt
Organism: Armigeres subalbatus
Lineage: Eukaryota; Metazoa; Arthropoda; Insecta; Diptera; Culicidae
Gene: THG
Product: probable tRNA(His) guanylyltransferase
Exons: 2
Coding region: 47-994 (315 amino acids)
Biological process (GO): tRNA modification
Molecular function (GO): magnesium ion binding; tRNA guanylyltransferase activity
Source: RefSeq, a predicted model, not a curated record